CGUGCUGACUGCUCACACGCCCGCCACGACGGGGUCCAUUUGAGAGCAGUGCAGUCUUCGGCGUAUCCAUUUUGCAUACACACACAACAAAAUGUCGUCUACAGCCGAGCUUAUUAAGCAGUGCAAAGUGAAGACCGCGAGCGUCAAGCGGCUUCACAAAGAGUUCCUUUACUAUGAGAAGGAGCGCGAUCGCGAGCAGGCGCGUGUCGACAAAAUGAAGGCGGAUAAUGCUGAUGCUAGCGACCUCAAGCAGGCGGAAAACGUGCUGCAAGAGUCUGCUAUGAUGAUUCCGCAAACACGACAGCGGUUGGAGGCAGCGGUGGCGGAGCUGCAGUCUUUCGUGAGCGAGAACGAGGAGGACGUGAAGGACACGGAGGAGCUCACGGCAGCGAAGGAGAUGCUGGCGGAAAUUGAGAAGUUGUUCAAGUGACAUGCCGACCCGCGUUGAGCGUCUGUAGCGUUGCGAUGACAUGUGCGGAGCUGCACAUGUGGGAAGGGGCUCAUCUCGAGGUGUGAAAUGGCAAGGGGAGGUGCGUGCGAGAAGAGCACAGGGCAGGAGGAUGGCAUGGAGGAAGACGUGGGCCGUGCCCGCGUUGACAACGCGGCAUUUAGUGAUACGUGAUUACACCCACAAACUCAACCAAACACAUAUAUGCAUGUAGAUAGCUGGGUAAAUGGGACAGCUGUGUGCACAGCAGGGACUGCGUUUUACACACGCCACGGCUAAGGGACAGAGGCCUGGCGUGACCCUGUGUAAUUGUCUGGCUUU
Molecule: messenger RNA, 769 nt
Organism: Chlamydomonas reinhardtii
Lineage: Eukaryota; Viridiplantae; Chlorophyta; Chlorophyceae; Chlamydomonadales; Chlamydomonadaceae
Exons: 3
Coding region: 92-430 (112 amino acids)
Biological process (GO): post-chaperonin tubulin folding pathway; tubulin complex assembly
Cellular component (GO): microtubule cytoskeleton; cytosol
Molecular function (GO): beta-tubulin binding
Source: RefSeq, a predicted model, not a curated record